AUGAAGCCUUCCGUUGCAUCCACCCACGUUGGAACGCCUAGUGGUCCUUACAACCACUCUUCCCAUCGUGAUCAUGUGUCGACUCAUCACCGACCCAGCAACCAUGCUAGUGGCUAUGUCCACCCGCAGCAGCAACAACAACCCCAUCAUGCCUCAUUUACCAAUAGAUAUCCUGGAAGUGUAGCAGCCGACCAUCAUUCCCAUCCCCCUCCAUCGGCACGCAACAACCACUACCAACCGCCACAGCAGCAACACCAUCACCAUCUUCAACAACAACAACAGCAGCAGCAGCAACAUCAUCAAGGAUUUCACUAUCCGCCUCAACCGCCACAUUUGGAGCAUUAUCAAGGUCAACCGGGUUCACUAGAAUGGGGGACUUCCAUCCCGCAGGCGCAUCAGUCGCCGCCGCAACAAGCAGUACCCCUCCCGGUGGCUCCGCCAGCCCAACCCUACCGACGCUCCGACCGAGAUGAACACGCCCCUUUCAACCCCAAACCACAGUAUCACCACCAUCAACCACAACAACAGCAGCAGCCUCCUCCCGUCGUACCCCAACAACACUACGCUCAGCACUUGCCUGGGCAGCAACAACACCACUCUCUGCCUCCGCGGGCAGCUGUGGUGGUGGCUCCCACGGGCUCUGGAGCGGGAUUGACCAACAACAACAACAACAACGGCAACAGUAGCAGUAGCGGUAUCGUCCACAACUCGAAUGGUCCAAGUAGUCGAGCUUCGUCUUCUUCACCAUUUGGAACUGGAUCAUCCCCUCAGCGCCAUCAGACCCCUCCGAUCGCCACUCAAGAUGAAAACGCAGUUUUCAGGAAGGUUCGAGGAAUUCUCAACAAACUCACACCCGAAAAAUUUGAGAAGCUCACAGUAGAUAUCCUCAAUGUGGGCCUGGAAUCCACGGUCAUUUUGAAAGGUGUUAUUCUUCUGGUGAGUAACUAA
Molecule: messenger RNA, 948 nt
Organism: Tigriopus californicus
Lineage: Eukaryota; Metazoa; Arthropoda; Copepoda; Harpacticoida; Harpacticidae
Product: sex-determining region Y protein-like
Exons: 3
Coding region: 1-948 (315 amino acids)
Cellular component (GO): eukaryotic translation initiation factor 4F complex
Molecular function (GO): mRNA binding; translation initiation factor activity
Source: RefSeq, a predicted model, not a curated record